Messenger RNA from Sphaeramia orbicularis (orbiculate cardinalfish), 2438 nucleotides. It is a transcript of the gene zbtb32, whose product is annotated as zinc finger and BTB domain containing 32. Gene Ontology annotation, molecular function: RNA polymerase II cis-regulatory region sequence-specific DNA binding; protein binding; DNA-binding transcription factor activity, RNA polymerase II-specific. The record is from RefSeq and is a predicted model, not a curated record. Gene Ontology annotation, biological process: regulation of transcription by RNA polymerase II. Lineage: Eukaryota; Metazoa; Chordata; Actinopteri; Kurtiformes; Apogonidae. The transcript is spliced from 5 exons. Bases 111 to 1634 code for a protein of 507 amino acids.
ACCAGACAGAAUAUGACACUGUAGGAGUCACAGUCAUGAUGCAUAAGAGCUCAUCGUUCUCCAGGGAGAAUAUUCACUGAACAGGAGUCUAAUAACAAAGCAAUGAGAAAAUGAUCCGAAUCAACAACACUCAGUAUUUCCACUUCCUGCAGCAGGCAGAUGCAUUACGACGCUCGGGGUCACUGUGCGAUGCCACCAUCUCAGUAAAGAGCCAAACCUUCCGUGCUCAUCGGCUGGUCCUGGCCUGUGCGAGCAGAACACUAGCGCAGCAGCUCUCCCAAGGUGACAUAGACAGCCCAGUUCACUGCACCCUGGAAUACUUCUCACCUCACACCUUCCAGCAGGUCCUGGACUUCACCUACACACAAGCACUUGAGGUGUCUGCAGAUGACCUGCACCACCUGCUGCAUGCUGCUCAGCUGCUGGAGAUGCAGCCACUGGAGGACCAAUGCAGGAAGCAGCUAGAUACCCUCAACUACAGACACAAGCAAGAUGACAGCAUAAGAGAAAAUACAGAUGGAAAAGAACCGAAAGAAAGUGCAAAAGGAAGAGAUCAUAGCCAAAACAGAAAUCUAGUGCAAGACGAGGCACUACAAAAAGCUACUCCCUCCACUGAGAAGGCAAAUGACUGUAUUAUAAUGGAAAGGUUUUCACAUGUUGACGCUGCCAAGGACCACAGCAGCCCCCAGUCUCCAAGAAAGAAGUACAGACCGUCUGACAUGGCAGCUACACCUUGCAAUAGAGACAGUGUAAUCAGCAGGCCAGUCUCCAGCAGCAGCUCCGUCUCUUCUCCCUGGUCUUUCCCCACCACCAUGUGGAACUCUGUGAGCACCUUGAGGAGAAUAGCAGAGAACUAUUCAAACCUAAUCGCAUCUCAUCCACUCCAGUCCCCAAACCAGACCACUGUAGCUUACCCAUUCCCCUUCUCCACUCAUCACAUGUUCCCCCUGCUGCCUUCCCCUUUUCAAGCCCCAGUUCAUAGCUCUGUCAUGGGCUACUCAGGGUUUCAUCCACGGUAUUCUCAAAAUCCUUACACGGGAUCUACAGGGAUGGGAAACAUAAUCAAACAAAGCCUGUUAAAAAGGAAAAAAAACAGUCAAAGAGCACUUACUGAAACCUCUCAACCAAGUUGCCUUGAUAUGAGCAAAGCCACCGCUGAGACCGUCAAAAGCUGCCAACACUGCAGUCCAAAUCUCCUGAAUGAUCCAGUACCACAGGGAUCCAUGUCCACACCAUCAGAUGAGUCCUGUGCAGGCUGCAGAUUCUGUGGAAGAGAUGCUUGUCGAUGUGAUCCACAGUCACAUCGACAAGACCACAGAGUAGAAAAACCAUACCAGUGCCAACACUGUCCCAAGAAAUUUAGUCUGAAGCAUCAGCUGGACACACACCACCGGGUUCACACUGGGGAAAAACCUUUCGAGUGCCGCCUCUGUGGUCAGCGUUCACGGGACUACUCAGCUAUGAUCAAGCACCUGCGGACCCACGGUGGGGCUGCGCCAUACCAGUGCACCAUCUGCAGGGAGUACUGCAGCAGCCUGGUGGCCAUGCAGAGACACAUCAAGAGCCACUCGGUGCAGGACUUCCCACCAGACUGGAGCAUCAACAGCACCUACCUGUACAUAUCCCACAUCUGAGCCUCACAACACUGAUACCAACAUCUGCAGAAAGUUCUCACAGACGUAGAUAGAGAGAUGUAACUCUAUUUCAUGACAGUAAUAAAAGUAGUUCUGAUAUUACUGGAAGCACCAUUAACCUUAUUUAAAUUGAUGCUAAUUUCAUAUUAUGAUAAUACACAAAGGCUGUAUCUUUUACUCAAACUACAACUGCUAUAUAUUCAUAUCAAGAGCCGGUGAACAGGGAGAUCCAGAGCUACUUUCCAGUGGCUGAAAGUGUUUACCAUUUCACUUUAGGUCAUGUAGUGCAUUAAAGCCACAUCAACAGCUCAUCCUCAUAAUGUGACGCAAGAAUCAUCCCUCAUAGUUUCAUAAUUAUUGACCUACUGCUGUGUGAAUUAUCUGAGUCGGAUCUAGAUCUACAGUGCCCUCAUGAGGUCAGAUAUGGUGUUCACAUGAAGUCAAAAAGGCGACCAAAUAUGGCAGAUAGAUAGACAUCACAUUUGGGUCCGAUCAAGUGAAAGUGAACAUCAACAUGAAAAAGAAAAUUUGCACACAUUAUUUAUCAAGUGGGCUCAUUUUUAAGCCAAAGAUCUCUAUUUUAUGGAACUGUAUUACCACUUACACAGUACAGGAGAAGUUCUGAACCUUCUGCUAGGCUGCAUUAAAUUAACAAAAAGAUAUGCAAAAGACUGUCCAUUAUUCUCAGUGAUGACGUUUGUGAAUUCAUACACUGGUCACAUUUAAAAAGACCAUCUGUAAAAAAAAAAAAAAAAAAAAAAAAAAAAAAAAAAAAAAAAUUAAAUUAUAAAAAAUUUUUAAAAA